CAUGCCGAAGCUCGUGACUUCGCGAAUCCCGGGCCGGGGCGGUGUCGGAGCCCCACCCCCGGCCGUCCAAGCCACUCCGCAACCAGACGUGGCGGCCAGGCUGGAGAGGGGCGGGGGACUGGGGGCUGGGUCCCCGCGGAACUUUCAGAUUGGAAGUGUGUUGGGUCUCCCAGAAACCCAGGUUUUCUUUUCGGAUUCUCCGCGAAGAGGUGGAGAAACAGGAUGGGAACCGGAUUGGUUGCACUGUGGCACGGAAUUGGAACCUUCCUGAAAGAGGUUGGGGCAGGCAGUGACUGUUCAAACGUCCGGUAUCUUUGGGACACCACCUCAGCGCUGCCUUCCCUGUCUCUGCCUUUAGGAUGAGUCUCAAACACCAACAAACCCAAGGCACGAUCUCCCUCUUGGGUUUGCUACGAGGGGACGGGAGGAAGAGAAAGCGUUUCCUUCCUUCUACUUCCAGUUUUUAUUAUUAUUUUUUUUUCAAAUACUAAUGGACGACAAAACAAAUCGGAUUUGUCCCCUCUUAGCGAAGAGCAAGCAACCUCCCAUCGACUCCUUCCAGCAUCCCCUGGCACUUCCCGGGGACAUCCGGACAUGGCAGGACUUGAGAUGCCCAAGAUGGAGCUGGAAAGGAUCCACAGUGGAAGGCACGGGCGGAGGCUCUCAAGCUCUCAGCUCUCGCUGGCGGAGGACCACAUAGCUCUGCAACUCGCCUUUCCCUUUUGCGAGGCGCCAGGGCCACUCCGGUGUAACACUUCAAAGGUGGGAGGAGACAUGCUGGGUAUAAAAAUGUAUCAGGCGCCCAGAAGGUUCCACCAAGCCUGGCAAGAUACUAAGAACAAGUUUCCUCCCUCCGUGAUGUUCUUUGGUUGUGUAUGGGACUUCGAAGACCCAGUUCCUGAGAAGUCGAACGAAGAUGCUGGAGAAAUAAAGACAAAAUUCGAAGCUCUUCCUUGCGGAGCCCCUGGACCCACUCUAAACUGAGAGGCGCCCUUGCCACCUUCUCCCUCUGGAGGUUGUGCCUUUCCCAGGCACGAUUUGCAUCUUUUCCACUGAGUUCUUGCCCACAAGAGCAAUAAGAACCCUGGAGAGGCAGAGAGGUCUUUUGGAGGAAGUAGACAUCCUGGCAUGCAUGCCUUCCAGUGUCUCGCCUUUAUUCCAGUAGUUAGGAUUUCUAGUGAAGGGUACUCCACGCCCUUCUUCUCCCUUCCUUCACCCUGGUUCCUACCUGGCCUCGUCUGAUCCCACAGUGACUCUUGGGGUAUCUGCACUCACAACUCUUGCGCAUUGGCAACAUUGUCUGGG
This is a messenger RNA of Ictidomys tridecemlineatus (thirteen-lined ground squirrel), 1305 nucleotides long. The record is from RefSeq and is a predicted model, not a curated record. Lineage: Eukaryota; Metazoa; Chordata; Mammalia; Rodentia; Sciuridae.